Messenger RNA from Diaporthe batatas, 1446 nucleotides. RefSeq lists its product as uncharacterized. The transcript has 3 exons. The record is from RefSeq and is a predicted model, not a curated record. Gene Ontology annotation, biological process: mitochondrial outer membrane translocase complex assembly; protein insertion into mitochondrial outer membrane. The coding region runs from base 553 to 933 and encodes 126 amino acids. Gene Ontology annotation, cellular component: mitochondrial outer membrane. NCBI's taxonomy places the organism in Eukaryota, Fungi, Ascomycota, Sordariomycetes, Diaporthales, Diaporthaceae.
AUCUCUUUCAGCUUCCCUGAACCAGGACUUUCAGAAAUGUCUUUUUCUUCUUUCUCCCUGCUCUUGCCUUUUCCUAUCCCAGAGGGCAGACCAGACAAGCCCCCCUUGUGUGCCUCGGUACCUGGGCAUAUCUGCCGGUACCUCUAUUUGCAAGACACUUCGGAGAUACUCUCUUGCAUCCUGUGCAUGCUGAUGGUUUGAAGCAACACAACAGCUUGCAUGUAGACAAUGCCACGCUGUUUGGUGUGACAAAUUGCCAGAUGCUUCAUCGGCUCGUAGAAAACAAUAUCUAACCCGUCAUGCAACUCCGUUACCCGCUCUAUCCCAUCGUGUCAACUAGCAACAGUCCAAGGUCGGCCGCCGACACAGAGAGCGUGUGAAGCAUCGACACCAACGACACCGCUUGCCCUCCAGGACCUCGAAUUCGAGAUCAGCCUCGCCCACACGGCACACUAGCGAAAACACAAGCCUGCCUCAUCUCGGCCGUCCUCGCUACAGCACUGGCCACGUUCGACCUGUCGGCGCUCGCCUGUUCUCGAAAUCCCCCUCACAAUGGCGUCAGAAGAACCCUCGAACCCAAUGGCCGAGUCCGGCGUCACCAUCCGCUCCGACAGCGAGCAGUACUCAGCAGGCGAGGAUAUCUCCACGUCACCGCCGUCGACAAAUUCCCCCCCGCUGGUCCUGUACCAGCCGCCGACCCUUUUUGGUAUCAUUCGCGGCGCCGCGAUCAACCUCUUCCUGCCGUUCAUCAACGGCAUGAUGCUCGGCUUCGGCGAGCUCUUUGCACACGAGGCAGCUUUCAGGUUAGGAUGGAGCGGCACAAGGGUCUUCCCACUGUCAAGGAGGCAACAACACCCUGCCGGUCCCGGCAUUGAGGUCCGCGACAGGCCAAACACCCAGCCUGGUCUCGACGACCUCACCAGCCUCGAGUGACUAGCAGACCACCAGGACAGCUUCAACCCGAGACACUAGCAGGCAAGAUGACUAGGUUCGGAGCGUGGAUUUUGCGAGCUGGGGCCGGGCACCCGCCUGGGGUGUGGGCAGCUCUUGGGCAUACGAGGACGGCGACACGCUGGCCUGGCAGUGACGGCAGUGCAAGCGGCGGCGGCAAGACCUAGACGAAGCAUGUGAAGAAGCAGAGGUGGCCAUGCCAGUGAUAUCUAUCGUACGAGGAGUGUCUCGAGGAUCUCGAUUCUUUGUACAUACGCUUCAAGCUGUCACGCGUGGUGGAGGAUAUACCUGAUGGCAUGUGGCGAGUUGCCUUGGUCCAGCUUUGCAUAUCCAACAGGUCUAGAGGUCUACAUAUAGAGGCGAUUGAUCAUCCCGGGGGGAAACAGCGGGUCACCAAUUGCUCAUUGAAACCAAGCCAAGAAUCUUGCGCAGGUGCUUGAACUAAGCCUUCGCCCCCGAGGCACUAUGCCUUGCGUUAUGCUAACAUCAAAUCGC